Molecule: messenger RNA, 6581 nt
Organism: Scatophagus argus
Lineage: Eukaryota; Metazoa; Chordata; Actinopteri; Scatophagidae
Product: NLR family CARD domain-containing protein 3-like
Exons: 10
Coding region: 1106-4444 (1112 amino acids)
Molecular function (GO): protein binding
Source: RefSeq, a predicted model, not a curated record
UGGAACCGACACGAUGCAGUUCAUCGUUUCACCACCAGAUGUCGCCACAUUUUUAUGACAGCAGAGAAAAGCCCGUCGUCAUCUCCGCUUGUUGACUCUCGAUAAAAGUUUACUUUCACUUUGGACCAACGUUAUGACGCAGAUAGUUUUCUCCAUCUAAACCAGCAGCCGAAGCUUGUGUACCAAGAUUUAAAAGUUUUACUCGUUAACACAAGCUGUCAUUAGCUCAGUUACAUUUUGGACAGCAAAAACCUGCCGCUGGAUUGUUCGUUUGAGAGUUUCAUAACUCAUAAACAUCCGCCAUUAAAAAUAUCCGCCAUGUUGUGUCGGUAUUUUGGAGUCUUGACGGCGGACUGAGAGCAGAAGAAGAGUUAGCUGAGCCUCAGUAGGUGAGUCGUUACUGCUGUGUAGCCGCUCUAACGGCAGCUUUUCCUGCCUGAAUCAGGCUGUGGAGGAGGCGGAGACGAGCCGCAAACUGCGGCUUCCGCUCGGCCGGACAGCCGCUGGAGAGCCGCUGUUGGUGUCGGUGACUGGUCGGUCAGUUUACUGACACUGACGGUACAGGACGGCUGUGGACGCAGCAGGUGGGAGCAUUUCGAGGCCAGUGAGGAGCUUAAACAGUUCAUUUUUGUCAUUAAAUGUGUAGCUGUCAGAGCUCUUAACACUCCGACAGCAAGAACUGGAGUUUUAUUUCAGUUUGUGCUUAAAUGUGUUGAGUAAUUAGAGGAUAAAGAUUUGACUUAAAUAAAUGUUUUAAUAUAUUGCCAGUAAGGGCUGUACUGAGACUGCCAGUCUUUUACUUUAGAAGGAUCUGCCUGCCUUUGUAACCUGCAGUGGUGGAAAGUAACAAAGUACAUUUACUUUUACUAAAGUACUGUGCUGAAGUACAGCCUUGAAGUACUUGUAUUUCACUUGAGUAUUUCUGCUGCUUUAUACUUGUAGCGUCCUACAUCUCAGAGGCAGAGGACGUGUGAUUCAGGAUGACUGAUAAGUUUAACAGAGAAACGAUGCAGAGGAUGAUUUCAGUUGAUGUGCACAUGAAUGACUUGUGUUUCCUGUACAGAUGAAAGUGUGUGUUAGCUGAUGUGGAUGUGAGUUGAGCAGCAUGAAUCAGUGUGAGGAGACGCAGGAGGGAGUCCCUCCCUCUAAAACCACUCUGUGUGGGGAACAGGACAGCCAGACCAGACCUCACAGAAUCCUUCAGAGCCCCGACACUCCUGAACCCAGCAGCGUCUCUGUUCGGAGUACCGAUUCUAAAGACCUUCCUUAUUACUUUAAACACUCUGGUGAUCAAAGACCCGACACUCCUGAACCUGAACCUGAACCCAGCAGUGUGUCUAUUAAGAGUGAUUAUUCUAUGGACCAUCCACCUGUUUUUAAAGAUGAUGAUCAAAGAUUCGACCAGGAGAUUUCAGAGGUUCUCAGUGAUCAGUCUGCCCCACAGCACCAAACUGUCUUAGACUCCAUAUUUGUGCUGCUGGAGGAGGACAUUGUCACUUUUGUGAGGAACGAACUGAAGAAAUUCCAGAGGGUUCUGAGUCAAGAUGAUCCAGGAUCUUUAGAGAGUCUGAGGGAGGAUGAUGAGGUGCUGGAUGGUGAGGAUGAAGAGCAGAGGAGGAGCAGCAGGGAGGCAUUUCUGAAGAUCACACAGCACUUCCUGAGGAGAAUGAAGCAGGAGGAACUGGCUGACUGUCUGCAGAGCAGAAAUCCUGUUCCAGUUUGUUUCCAGCAUCAACUCAAAUCUAAGCUGAAGAAGAAGUAUGAGUGUGUGUUUGAGGGGAUUGCUAAAGCAGGAAACCCGACCCUCCUGAAUCAGGUCUACACAGAGCUCUACAUCACAGAGGGAGAGAGUGGAGGGGUCAACGAUGAACAUGAGGUCAGACAGAUUGAAACAGCAGCCAGGAAAACCAGAAGACCAGAGACAACAAUCAGACCAGAAGACAUCUUUAAAGCCUCACCUGGAAGAGAUGGACCAAUCAGAACAGUGAUGACAAAGGGAGUGGCUGGCAUUGGGAAAACAGUCUUAACACAGAAGUUCACUCUGGACUGGGCUGAAGACAAAGCCAACCAGGACGUCCACUUCACAUUUCCAUUCACUUUCAGAGAGCUGAAUGUGCUGAAGGAGAAGAAGUUCAGCUUGGUGGAACUUGUUCAUCUCUUCUUCGCUGAAACCAAAGAAGCAGGAAUAUGCAGGUUUGAGAAGUUCCAGGUUGUGUUCAUCUUUGACGGUCUGGAUGAGUGUCGACUUCCUCUGGACUUCCACAACAAUGAGAUCCUGACUGAUGUCACAGAGUCCACCUCAGUGGAUGUGCUGCUGACAAACCUCAUCAGGGGGAAUCUGCUUCCCUCUGCUCGCCUCUGGAUAACCACACGACCUGCAGCAGCCAAUCAGAUCCCUCCUGAGUGUGUUGACAUGGUGACAGAGGUCAGAGGGUUCACUGACCCACAGAAGGAGGAGUACUUCAGGAAGAAACCCAGAGAUAAGAAGCAGGUCAGCAGAAUCAUCUCCCACAUCAAGACAUCACGAAGCCUCCACAUCAUGUGCCACAUCCCAGUCUUCUGCUGGAUCACUGCUACAGUUCUGGAAGAUAAGUUGAAGACCAGAGAGGGAGGAGAGCUGCCCAGGACCCUGACUGAGAUGUACAUCCACUUCCUGGUGGUUCAGUCCAAAGUGAAGAACGUCAAGUUUGAUGGAGGGGCUGAGACAGAUCCACAGUGGAAUCCAGACAGCAGGAAGAUGAUUGAGUCUCUGGGAAAACUGGCUUUUGAGCAGCUGCAGAAAGGCCACCUGAUCUUCUAUGAAUCAGACCUGACAGACUGUGGCAUCGAUAUCACAGCAGCCUCAGUGUACUCAGGAGUGUUCACCCAGAUCUUUAUAGAGGAGAGAGGACUUCACCAGACGAAGGUGUUCUGCUUCGUCCAUCUGAGCGUUCAGGAGUUUCUGGCUGCUCUUCACGUCCACCAGACAUUCAUCAACUCUGGUGUCAACCUGCUGGCAGAAGAACAACCAACAUCCCAGAAGUCUGAAACAAGAAUAGACAAAUCUGCAGAGACACAGUUCUACUGGAGUGCUGUGGACGAGGUCUUACGGAGUCCAAAUGGACACCUGGACUUGUUCCUUCGCUUCCUUCUGGGUCUUUCACUGCAGACCAAUCAGGCUCUCCUCCGAGACCUGCUGACAGAGACAGGAAGUAGUUCACAGACCAAUCAGGAAACAGUCCAGUACAUCAAGAAGAAGAUCAGUGAGAAUCUGUCUCCUGAGAGGAGCAUCAAUCUGUUCCACUGUCUGAAUGAACUGAAUGAUCGUUCUCUGGUGGAGGAGAUCCAACGCUACCUGAGGUCAGGAAGUCUCUCCACAGAUCAACUGUCUCCUGCUCAGUGGUCAGCUCUGGUCUUCAUCUUACUGUCAUCAGAAGAAGAUCUGGACGUGUUUGACCUGAAGAAAUACUCUGCUUCAGAGGAGGCUUUUCUGAAGCUGCUGCCAGUGGUCGAAGCCUCCAACAAAGCUCUACUGCGCGACUGCAACCUGUCAGAGAGAAGCUGUGAAGCUCUGUCCUCAGUCCUCAGCUCCCAGUCCUCCAGUCUGAAAGAGCUGGACCUGAGUAACAACAACCUGCAAGAUUCAGGAGUGAAGAUGCUGUCUGUAGGACUGGAGAGUCCAGCCUGUAGACUGGAGACUCUCAGUGUGUCAGGCUGUCUGAUCACAGAAGAAGGCUGUGAUGUUCUGGCCUCAGCUCUGAGCUCCAACCCAUCCCAUCUGCGAGAGCUCGACCUGAGCUACAAUCAGCUGGGACCCUCAGGAGUGAAAGUGCUGUCUGCUGGACUGGAUGAUCCAAACUGGAGACUGGACACUCUCAGGGUGGAGCCUGCUGGAGGUCGAUGGCUGACACCGGGGCUGAGGAAGUAUUCCUGUGAGCUCACACUGGACACAAACACAGUAAACAAAAACGUCAAACUGUGUGACAACAACAGGACGGUGACGUGUGGGGAGGAGCAGCAGUCAUAUCCUGACCAUCCAGACAGAUUUGGUUUCUUUCCUCAGCUGCUGUGCACAGAAGGUGUGACUACUCGCUGUUACUGGGAGGUGGAGUGGAGAGGAGAGGUUUACAUAUCAGUGAGCUACAGAGGAAUCAGCAGGACGGGAUGCGGUGAUGACUGUGUGUUUGGGAGGAAUGAUCUGUCCUGGUGUAUUACCUGCUCCAAUGGUCGUUACACUGUUUGGCACAAUAACAAAGCAAAGUCCAUCUCCUCCUUCUCCUCUGUGUCCAACAGAGUUGCAGUGUAUGUGGACUGUCCUGCUGGCACUCUGUCCUUUUAUGAAGUCUCCUCUGACACUCUGAUCCACCUCCACACCUUCAACACCACAUUCACUGAACCUCUUUAUCCUGGGUUCAGGUUCUGGUCUACCAGGUCUGGAUCCUCAGUUUCUCUGUGUUCUGAGUAGGAGGGUCUCCUCCUGUCAGAGGGGCUCACUGCUGACCAGAUAGUUUAGCCUGCACAGCCUGUUCCUGGGCCACCGUCUUGAAUCACACGUGGAAGUCGUUGCUUUAAGGCUGAAAUUGAUGCAAGGUUCAUCAGAAGUUCAUAUAUUUAUUAUUUAUUAGAAAAGUGUUUACAGAACAGCCUCAGAGCUGAACUUCAGGUUAAUGUGACUGGUCACGAGGUUAAGGGAAUUCAGUUAUUUUAGAUAGAUAUACUUUAUUGAUCCCAGGAUGGGAAAAUACAGUUAGCAUCAUGAGUACAGAUAUUGACACACAUUUACAUGGAUACUUGUACUUAUAAAAAGCACAUUAUCUGCAAAGGACACUUACUUCAGCUGAGUACCAGCCCGAGCAUACGGAUCACACACAGCUCAUGUUUGUCGGUAGGAGCCUGACGUGCCUUAGUCUGUUCGCCUCGUUGCUUCCUCUGCCGGCCGUUUUGCUUUCCUGCAUGACAACAACAAAACUGUCCAUGAUGUGGAUCCAGACUGACUGCAUUGUGGACCCACAGCAGGCAUCUGAAGCAGGGGAAGCCAGCUGGGCUCAUUCAAACUGCAUGAAAUUAAGCACAACCUGCAAACAUAUAUAAUCUCUGCUUCUCGCCACGUGUGAUGCGGCUCAGCUAAGGACACACUAAUACAUGUGAUUCUGUCUCACUUAACCUUGUUUUGUGCCCUCCUGUCUGUAGCUGUUUAACCUGUCAUUAUAUCCAUAUGUGCCUUUAUAUAUCACUGUUUUGAAUCCCAAAAAUUGCAGCCGUCCUCCGUUAAAGGAGGUCGCAGGUGUACAUUUCCAUGUGCACCGUUCAGGUCCGUCCGUCAGCAGCCCGCUUAAAAGCCCAUGUAUCUGCCCUGUGGCCUUCAGAGGCAGCAACGAGAGGGCAGUGACAUACACUCACUCCCACUCCUGCACAAAAUGAACACAUAUUAAAGGAUGGCAGCUUUGGUCCUCAUACAGACGUACCAUCUGAAAGCUUCCUUUGGUUUUCUCAGAGCUGGCGGGUUCACUUCAUGCCCAGACUCUUCUGAUCCUUCACAUGACCUCACUGUAGCUGAUGGAACAGUGGAAUCUCACCAGUCCUGCAUCCUUCUUAAAGCACUCUUAAGAAGAAGAAUCAGCUUUAUUGGCAGUAUAUACUGUGUGUUUUUACAUACACACACUGAAUUUGUCUUCUGCAUGUAACUCAUCCUCAGUUGAACACCCAGCAGAUUACAUGCAGUGAAACACACACAGGAGCAGUGGGCAGCAUCAAGCAGCCAGCUAAAGGAGAGCGGGAGCAUUUUUGUUUCGUAUUAGCUGCUUCUCCGACCUCCAGGCCACGGCUGCCCCCAAGUCUGGUAAGCAAGUAAUGUCAGCUCUAAUUCCUGAGAAUAAUUCUGUCUUUUUGUGCUCUGGCUUCCAUGACUCACUGUGGAGAGGAAACCCCGUCCCGUGAUUGGUUUGCCUCACCUAUGCCGCUCACUGUCUCCGCUCAGAGGCAACUGCAGCAUCUUUAGCUUCUGUGUGAAGGCUCGAGGCUGUGGGCCGAUGCUCAUCGUCUGUGUUCGCCGCUCACAAAGCUGUAAGUGCUCUCUCCUGCUGGCUUAUUACUACAGCCAAUGUGAUGGCUUAACUGCUCAGCUCUCGUGUUAACUCACUAACCUGUUGUGUGAAGCCACAGUCAGCGCAGAUUCAGCUGGCUUCACUGCAUGUCCUUUUCUUCUAAUUCAUGUCCAGCUCCUCCUGCAGAUGAUUGCAAUGAACUUAUUAUUCAAUUUAUUUGUCUAAAGUGGACCUGACUGAAAUACAGACGGGAUGUUAAAGUUGUUUUAUUUAAAUGAAAUUUUCCGUCACUUUGACAGGACUCAACAUGUUGACACUGAGGGUAGACUUCGUGUUUGGUUUUACUGAUCAUUUCCCUGCUGAAGCUCAUGACUUGACUGUUUCAUUAAGGUGCUUUUAUGGCUGAAAGCAGUUUUCUAAGAACAAAAACACUUUUUAACUUUAAGUUUUAAGGUACUUCGUUGUGUUUUUGUCUUGAAGAGCUCGCACUGAUGUCAAUGUGUAUGAUUUCUGUCUGUAUUGUCGUUCUUGUUCAAUAAAGUUAAAUAAAAAAGAAAA